Molecule: messenger RNA, 501 nt
Organism: Botrytis byssoidea
Lineage: Eukaryota; Fungi; Ascomycota; Leotiomycetes; Helotiales; Sclerotiniaceae
Exons: 3
Coding region: 1-342 (113 amino acids)
Cellular component (GO): mitochondrion
Source: RefSeq, a predicted model, not a curated record
AUGCGCACUCCCCCAUUGCGAACCUAUUUUCGUCUCAGCAACAUCACUCCCACAAUUCGUUCCCAUUCAUCCGCCAAACCCCGGCGGCCAUCGAGUAAACUCGGUCCUACCGUGUCACUGGAUCAUUUUCUCCAGAGAUCCAAGGCUAUUUCACUUUAUAGACGGAUUCUCCGGGAUUGUCGACGGAUUCCUGAUGCGGGGUCUAGGGAAGAGACGAGGAGGUUUGUGAGGGAUGAUUUUGAGAGGAAUAGGGGAGUGACAGAUCUGAGCCAAAUCAAAUAUUUAAUUGGUACAGGUAAAACGCAGUGGGAAGGAAUGGAAAGGUAUAUCACUGGGAUAUGAUGUAUUAUCUGGAUUGUGGGAAAGUGAUUUAUGGUGGGAAAAAGGUUGUAUAUCUACAUGCAUUGGUAUGGAGUAGCUAUGGAGUACGGGGUAUUGGAAAACAAUCAUUGAGGUUUGUAGAUUGUGUGGGCAAACUUCCAUUAUGGGCGUAAAAAAAGG